GUAACGUUCUGGUGAAAGCAGAUUAGCGAUGUGAAUGUGGGACAUUCCCGCACUCCUCAGGGUUAUAGAGGACCAAACACGUGGUCAGUCGAGUCACUCUCACUUCUUAACUCAGACUGUGUGAGCUGUAGCGCAGAUCUAACGGGAUCGCUUCAGAAAUCACACCGAUCAUCAAACAGGAUUUUACAAUGCAGACACGAGCACUGGUUUAUAACGCAUCAUUACGGAUUAACGAAAGAAGACGACAAACGUUUAAAGUAACGCUGUGUCGCUUUUUUACGUGUUUUCUGUAUUUAUCAUGGGUCUCGAAAGUCGAGGGUAGUAACUGCUCUUUUCUUGAGUUGAACCCACCGAUUGUUGUUGUGGAGUACGGCAGCUCCGUUUCAGUGGAUUGUAGCACUGAUGUCACACAUGAUGGGAUGGGCUGGGAAGCCAGUGAAGGAUCAGUAUCCAUGACCAAAGACAAACUGAUCACCUGGAGAGUGUCUAACCUGAGACAAUGGGACAUACGGCCACAGUGCUACAUAAACUACAAUAGGAAACAAUGCGAAACUUUUCUCCCAAUAACUAUUUACAAGACUCCAGAUAGUGUCUCCAUCAACACACUAUCGGUCGUGAAUCAAACAGUGACUGAAGGAUCCCAGAAUGAGCUCCAGUGUAACAUCAGUAAUGUGGCUCCUGUUAAGGGACUAAUUGUGAAAUGGUUUAAAGGAGAGACAGAAGUGAAAACUGAGACCUUCAUUAACACCACCAAGACUCCAGUGAAUGAAACAUCUACACUUGUGAUCACUGCAGACAGAGAUGAUGAUGGAGCUCAGUACAGAUGUGAAGCAGAGCUGGAACUGGGAGCAGAUGGACCUCAACCUCCUCCUAAAGUGACAUCAGAGCCUUUCAACAUCAACGUACACUUUAAACCAGCCAUCAAUGAGACCAAACUGCCCUCCACAGUGUCUGUGAUUCGAGGCUAUCCUUUGUGGCUUGUUUGUGAAGCAGACGGCAACCCAACACCAAAUAUCAGCUGGAGCAAUGGCAGUAGCAGUACAUUGGAAACAUCAAAUGGAAUUCUUACUCUGGAUGAAGUUUCAGAUGAAGCGUUUUACACAUGCACUGCAGUCAACACUGUUAACACAACCACACGAAUAGUAAAAGUGGUCAUAACAGAUGUUUAUAUCAAACAAGUGAAUCACACAGGACCAAUGAUAGAGGGGUCACAGUAUGAGCUCCAGUGUGACAUUGUGAAUGUGGCUCAUGUUAAGAGUCUCACUGUGAAAUGGUUUAAAGGAGAGAGAGAGUUACAAAGUGAGACCUUCAAUGACACCACGAAGACUCCAGUGAAAUCUAAACUACAGAUUACCGCAAACAGAUCUGAUAAUGGAACUCAGUGCAGAUGUGAAGCAGAGAUGAAUGUUGAACCAGCAGCUCAAAAUGGUUCAACGUUGAAAUCCAAAUCUUUCACCAUUGAAGUUUAUUUUAAACCAGUCAUCAAUGUGGACAAACUGCCCUCUCAAGUGCCUAUAUUUCGAGGCUAUCCUGUGGUGCUUUCUUGUGAAGCAGAUGGUUACCCAACACCAGAGAUCAGCUGGAAAAUCAACCACAAUGUUUUAGUUAAAGGUGGAACUCUUAAUAUAACAGAGGCAGCAUCCCAGAACAUUAUCUGCAUUGCAAACAAUGCUGUUGGCAAUGACAGCAGAGAAGUUAAAGUGGUCCUAACAGGCCCUUCAAGUAUUGAUAUCAAACCAGUGAAUCACACAGGACCAAUGAUAAAUGGCUCGGAGUAUGAGCUUCAGUGUGACAUUGUGAAUGUGGCUCCUGUUAAGAGUCUCACUGUGAAAUGGUUUAAAGGAGAGAAAGAGGUGCAUAAUAAGACCUUCAAGACACCAUCAGUGAAUGAAACAUCUAUACUAAAGAUCACUGCAAACAGAUCUGAAAUUGGAAUUGAGUACAGAUGUGAAGCAGAGAUGACAGCUGAACCAGCAGCUCAAAAUAUUUCACGAUUGAAAUCAAACUUUACAGUUCAGUUUAAACCAGUCAUCAAUGAGACCAAACUGCCCUCUGAAGUGCCUGUGUUUCGAGGCUAUCCUGUGGUGCUCACUUGUGAAGCAAAUGGUAACCCAACACCAGAGAUCAGAUGGAAAACCAACCCCAACAAUAUAGUUAAUGGUGAAAAUCUUACAAUAACAGAAGCAAUAUCCCAGAACCCUGUCUGCAUCGCAAACAAUCCUUUUGGCACAGUCCACAGAGAAGUAAACGUGGUCCUAACAGAGGACUACCUACCUUUGAUCGCAGGGCUUGUUGCUAUCACAGUGGCGGUCAUCUCAGUUAUCUUCAUCUUCAUCUACUCCAUCUACUACAAGACAGCCAAGAUGGGCCAUUAUACCUUGAAGGACACCAAACCUUGCACACAAAAUGGAAAGAUAGCACUGAAUGGCAAAGACAACACUAGUUUCCCAAUGAAGAAACUCUCUGAGAGCGAUAUCUUUGCUUAGGUUACAAAUCUCUGACUUUGCGCUAUCUGCUGAGCCCCGCAACCACAGCCAUCUCAGACUGAGAGAAGCUUGUAGGAGGAAAUGAGAUGGGAAAAUGAUUUUCACACUGGAAGUCUCUGGGAUUCUGCUCAGUUGCUGGUUUCUUCAGUGUUUUAUUUUUUUAAAUCAAUGGAUGGAGCAUUUAUUAGCAAAUGUGACAUUUUAAGCUAUGAUACUGUAUGAUACGGUAUGAAGAAACAAAAACACUAUGAACAGACAUUGAGUCAUCAUGAUACAUCUUUAACUACAUCUAAUGAUUUACCUUUUAUUAGAUACCGAAAAAUAUUGACAAAACAAAAACUACAUGCUUUAUACUAACUUUUUGUAGGUGGAAGGGAAUCACACACUUUAAUACUUUUGCUACUAUUAUACUAAUAAUUCUUAAACCAAAGAUCUUUUAUUAAGUAUUUCCAUUGAGAUUUUAAAAAAAUUAUUGGCAAUUCUAUAUGACACUGUUUAUAACUUUUAAUGCUCUUGUUUUUAACUGCUCACUUGGAUAUUUAGCACUAUACGCUUUUUAUUAUUUCACUUGAAUUAUGUUUUGGAUUUAAGGACUUCCUGCCUUUGAUCAGUGGCCUUGUUGCUAUCAGUCUCCGUUAUCUCAGUCUAAAAACUUUAAGUAAGAGAAGGUGCAUUAACCGUCAAGUACUUCUGCUUGGAUAAUAUUGCCUUGUAUACUGAUCGAAGGAAAUCACACACUUUUGUUUGAUUUUUGCAUAUUCAAUAAUGAAAGUAUUCUUUUGUAUAUGUCUCAGGCACAUAGAUCAUUUUUAAUUUGUAUGUUUUGUAAGUGAAGUUCAGUAUUGAGAAUAGCGAGGCUGUUACAUCAUUACUUUAAAGUUUUAAUUCCUCUAGAAAAAUUGGCACUUUAGAGGUUAGAAAUGUUAAGACGUAAAAACGUUUGGACGUGAAGACACCUGUGGGAUCAUAUUGAAGGAAUUUGCCUAGGAAUGGGCCUGUUUAUAUGUGUUUAUAUAUAGGAGGAUCUAUAUGUAAAAUUUGUGUGCCAGUUUUAUGGCUCAAGCAGUGUAAUAUUAUGAAAUCCUCAUUAAGUCUCUGUAUUUUUAUGUAAUCGGUAAGACUUUACAAUAAGGUUGUAUUAGUUAGCAUUAGUUAAUGCAAAAUGCAUUAGCAUGAAUAAUUGCCAUUGCAAUAAUUGUUUUUUCAUUGCAGCCACAAAUGGCCAUGUUCAACAUCGUAUAAUGAAAUAUCUGUGGUGUAUUUUUAGCUGAAUCUUUACAGACACAUUCUGGGGAUACCAGAGACUAUAUUAUAUUGCUGAAAACACAUAGGUUAGGGGCCCUUUAAUAAAUGCUGAAAAAAUGUAUUGUUAGUUUUUGUUAGCUAAUAGAUUUAGUAACAAAUACAACCUUGUUGUAAAGUGAUACCAUGCACUCUUACCCAAUAACCUUGAGGGGUUUAUAUUUUAUUAAUAAAAAUACACUGUUUGUACAGACACACAUCACACAGUUUAUUAAAGCAUCUAUUGAGAAAACAACUAUUUUAAGAAAAUAAACAUUUGUUUAAUAAAGUUGUAAAAGAA
Molecule: messenger RNA, 4068 nt
Organism: Misgurnus anguillicaudatus (oriental weatherfish)
Lineage: Eukaryota; Metazoa; Chordata; Actinopteri; Cypriniformes; Cobitidae
Source: RefSeq, a predicted model, not a curated record